Bufo gargarizans (Asiatic toad) is the source of this 2475-nucleotide messenger RNA. It is a transcript of the gene SANBR, whose product is annotated as SANT and BTB domain regulator of CSR. The transcript has 21 exons. The coding region runs from base 246 to 2339 and encodes 697 amino acids. NCBI's taxonomy places the organism in Eukaryota, Metazoa, Chordata, Amphibia, Anura, Bufonidae. The record is from RefSeq and is a predicted model, not a curated record.
AAAAUCUGUAUCCCCGGCUCUUUGGUUGUACCCCGGGGCGGGGGACGGGUAGUCUGCAGGUGGCCACUGACCGGGGGAGAGGCACUGGGCUAAUUUGAUUGGAUGAAGCAGCUAGGAGUGCCACCCUGCCAGCAUCCUCUCCCGUCUGCAGCACCAGCCUUCCUCCGGCUUACUGCAGGCACCUUCUGCCAUCGUUCAUCUUCCAGCACCGCUCCUUCUUAUCUGCACAGUUGAUAUCAGGCAAGAUGAGUCGGGCGUAUUCCGAGAACAAUAAUUUUCCUUAUGACAAUAACCAGAUGGUUUUGGACAUGAUUCUGUAUUCACUGGUGGGGGUCCCUCAGCCAAUCAACUGGGACAGUGUUGCAAGACUUGUGCCAGGAUAUUCAUCAAAAGAGUGUGCCAAAAGAUUUGAGGAAAUAAAAAGUAGUGGGACGUCGCCUGUGGACAAUCAGUACAAUCCACUGCUGGCUACAGGGGGAACACCUCUGGAAAGCCUGGCCACGUAUAUCAAGUCGUCCCUGCUCGACCCUGCUGAGGAACCAGAGGAUGCGGCAGCAGGACAAGGCACCAACACUGUCACAGGGAGAUCUAGUGCUUCUUCAACAAGAAAGUGCCCUACAGAAAAUGGUAAAUCCCCUUUUUCCAUGGAUGAAGAGAGUAAAGAAGGAAGCCAGGGGCCAAACAUGGUCAUUCAUGUAUGUGAUGAAGCCAAGAAUCUGAGGGAAGACUUUGUGUGUCCUCGAGAUCUGCUCGUAUCUGAGAUGAAGUACUUUGCAGAAUAUUUAUCUACAGAUGCCCAGCGAUGGGAGGAGGUUGACAUCUCUGUUCAUUGUGAUGUACAAAUCUUUAACUGGCUCAUAAAGUAUGUCAAGCGGAAUUCAAAUGAAAGCGACCAGCAAGACGUACCAAAGCUGGAGCCCGGAAAUGUGAUUUCAAUACUGAUUUCAUCAGAAUUCCUAAAGAUGGACUCAUUAGUGGCAGAAUGUAUUGCCUACUGUCACAAGAACAUAAGCGCGAUUGUUGCCACUCCAUGCAAUAUGAACUGCAUCAAUGCAAACCUCUUAACAAGGAUUACAGAUCUCUUUACACACAAUGAAGCAGAUGACAUAAAAGACAAAAAAGACAAGUUUAAGAGCAAAAUAUUCUGCAAAAAAAUUGAAAGACUGUUUGACCAAGAGUAUGAAAAUCCAGAUUCUCCAGCCAAUGCCGGGACACUAUACAGAUGCUGUUUGUGUAAGAAGCUGCUGACAAAGGACGUUGAACAGAAGAUUGCAUGUCUACCUGGGAAAAUCAACAUCGACCAGCAUGGAAAUAUUGUUUACUUUCACAGAAGGGACAAAACUUGGGAUGUUCAUGAAUACCUGACAAGUUUAUUUGAGGAGAUGAAGUCUUGGCAGGAGGUUUAUUGGCGUUUAUGGGGCACUAUAAAUUGGCUUAACUGCUCCAGAUGUAAGCAGACGUUCCUGCUGAAUGAGUUGUCCCAUUGUCAGUAUCAUCCUGAGCCGGCAUUGUAUCCACUCGAUUCUCCUGGCGCUGGAGUCUAUCCCUGCUGUAACCAAAAAGUCCUGAGAUUUGAUCCUGCACAGCUUCCAAAGGGCUGUAAAGUCCGAGACCACAUUAUUGGUUUACCUGGAGGAGAUGCACCAAAGAGUCAGUCUAUGAACUUACUAAGUGACCUCUUACAAAGAAGGGAUAUUAUAGUUGUCCCUUUUUCUAAAGACUUUUAUGGGGAUUCUGGGAUUAGUCUAAGUCAAGAUAAAACUGUAGAAUGUGAUGUCCAGCUAGAGCCGAGCGCUGCAUGUGGGCAGAAGACCGGGGAGAUGAACGCUAAGCAACAGUCACUGCUGUCAGAAGAUGACGACUACACUACUGGGUCUGAGGUGACAGAGGAUGAGGUUGGGGAUGAAGAAGAAGUGUCGAAAAAAAUAGGAAGAAAAGAAAAACCAAAGAAAUUCAAUAGACAGCUAAAAAAACACAAGUCGUCACCAAGUAUUCAUAAAAAGGAAAGACCACAAGAAAAGCCAUCUCGAGACUCUUCUCCAUUUACAGUGAGUACACAGAGAAGUAAAUGGGACGCAUCUCGCUCCUUGAGGUUUAACCAGGAUGCUCAGAGAGAAGAAGAUCAGAGAAGAAUGACAGAAAUUACAGGUCAUUUGAUAAAAAUAAGACUCGGAGACCUGGAUUGUAUGAAGACCAAAGAUGGGAAGGAACAGGCAGGUGGAAUUUACUCCAGACUUGAAGCUCAGAUCAAAGCCUCUGUCCAAACAAAUACCCGGCAAAGUAACACAGAAAAGAACCCCAGGUCUAAACCUCGUUUUGGAAUUGGACGGCCAACAUAAGUAUAGGCUUUAUACCUGUAUGUAUGCUUUAGGUAGUCAUUAGCAUUAAUGAUCUGUCCAUGUGGACAGUGGAUAUUUAUUAACACUUUUAAUGUAUGCUUGACAUGUUUUUGCUGUUUGGAAACUGCUAGAAUGA